AUGCGUUUCUCACACGUCGUUGCUGCCUCAUUGGCCGGACAGUUUGUCGCUGCCCAUGGAACAGGCAUGGAAGGCAUGCCCAAGACGUUUGGCAUGCCGAAAGAGCUACGCGCUAGAAACCCUCUCGCUCGCCUCCAAACUCUCUACGCUGCUCAUUCUGCGCCUGCUCUUGACACGAGGCAGGAAGUCGAACGCUGUGGUCCGGCAAACGGCAAUCAAAAAUGUGCUGGAAACGAUUGCUGCUCAGCAGCCGGUUACUGCGGCACUACAAAAGAUCACUGCAAAGCACCCGACUGCUUGUUCAACUAUGGCCCUGGAUGUGACGCCAACAAGACCCCAUCCGGCGCGAGCACACGCAACGUCCCCCGGCCCAAACUUGGCAGCAUUCCUUAUGGUGGUGCAGGCAUCUACGCCUGCAAAAACCCCGGCACAGUAGCCAUCACAUACGACGAUGGACCUUUCUCCUACACCGAGUCCAUCAUGCAGCAGUUUGAGGCAAGAGGAGGCCAUGCUACUUUCUUCGUUACCGGCAACAAUCUUGGCAAGGGCGCCAUUGACCAACAAUGGGCUGGUGUUGUGCAGAAGAUGUACAACAACGGACACCAAGUAGCGUCGCACACAUGGAGCCACCAGGAUCUCUCCAUCAUUAGCAGGGAACAGGUCUAUGACCAGAUGGUCAAGAACGAAAUGGCCAUUCGCAACAUCAUUGGCCGCUUCCCGACCUACAUGCGUCCGCCCUAUUCGUCGUGCAAUGGACAGUGCCAGGAAAUCAUGGCUGAGCUGGGCUAUGUCAUUUCUUAUUUCGAUCUCGACACUGAUGACUACAACAACCUUACCCCUGCGAAGAUGGAGACUUCAAAGAACAACUUCAAGCAAGCUCUCGACACGCGCAGCGACAACAGGCUGGCUAUUGCACAUGAUAUUCACCAGCUCACUGCUGAUACCCUUACGGGCUACAUGCUAGAUUACCUCUACGGCAAGGGCCUUCGCGCAGUCACCAUGGGCGAGUGUAUGCAGGAUCCCAAGGAGAACUGGUAUCGCCAGGGCUAA
Molecule: messenger RNA, 1050 nt
Organism: Bipolaris victoriae FI3
Lineage: Eukaryota; Fungi; Ascomycota; Dothideomycetes; Pleosporales; Pleosporaceae
Product: carbohydrate esterase family 4 protein
Exons: 2
Coding region: 1-1050 (349 amino acids)
Biological process (GO): carbohydrate metabolic process
Molecular function (GO): chitin binding; hydrolase activity, acting on carbon-nitrogen (but not peptide) bonds
Source: RefSeq, a predicted model, not a curated record